Molecule: messenger RNA, 432 nt
Organism: Austrofundulus limnaeus
Lineage: Eukaryota; Metazoa; Chordata; Actinopteri; Cyprinodontiformes; Rivulidae
Gene: tmem174
Product: transmembrane protein 174
Exons: 1
Source: RefSeq, a predicted model, not a curated record
AUGGUGGGACGAAGGCCUGAAAUGGAGAACAACAGCGAUGCCCCUCGCGCUGGUCUGCUGGACGGCGAGAAGACGGCAGUGGCCCUGCUGCUGUCAGGGGUCCUCCUCGUCAUGCUGGGGGUCACCUUCACUGCCAUGGGCUGGCACUACUACAGAACCAACAUCAGCUUCCAGUGGACUCAGCUGCUGGGCCCCAUCCUGAUCUCAGUCGGUGGGACCUUCAUGCUCACCAGCAUCUGCAAGUUUCGGUUGAUCCUCUGUUGCAGGCAGCAGGACGAGGAGGUUUUCGUCAUACCUGUGAGGGAGCAAACCUCCAGAGGACAUCCUGUCGUGGUUCACGGCAUUAAUCCACCUGUCAUGCUGCAGGGAGCCACAGCCAUGCUCUGCAUCCCACCUGCUUAUGGCUUCAUCACCCAGGAGGUACACCCACAG